Archocentrus centrarchus (flier cichlid) is the source of this 2484-nucleotide messenger RNA. Its product is annotated as mitochondrial glutamate carrier 1-like. Bases 231 to 1235 code for a protein of 334 amino acids. The transcript is spliced from 10 exons. Gene Ontology annotation, molecular function: L-aspartate transmembrane transporter activity; L-glutamate transmembrane transporter activity. The record is from RefSeq and is a predicted model, not a curated record. Lineage: Eukaryota; Metazoa; Chordata; Actinopteri; Cichliformes; Cichlidae. Gene Ontology annotation, biological process: malate-aspartate shuttle; aspartate transmembrane transport; L-glutamate transmembrane transport.
ACCGUUUUCAUUGGUCCACAAGUCAGGUGAAGUGAAUGUCUCCUUCCUCUUUCCAAUCAUUCAUUCAUUCAUUAAUCGAAGAAAUUGACCGGUGGACAUGAACCAGCGUUAAACCUCAUAUUAAGGUGUGUUGUCCCUGCUCUUUGCGUGUCUCUCAGGGACUCGCUGCCUGCUCUCCGUCUGUGGCCUCCUUUGUGCGACAACUUUUGCACUCACUAAAUUCAAGAACCAUGGCCCAGCAACAGCAGAUAAGUCUACCAGCCAAACUGAUCAAUGGAGGGAUUGCAGGCAUGGUAGGAGUAACCUGUGUGUUCCCUAUUGACUUGGCCAAGACCCGCCUGCAGAACCAGCGCAGUGGGCAGCAAAUCUACAAGAACAUGAUGGACUGCCUAGUGAAGACAGUUAAAUCUGAAGGGUACUUUGGCAUGUACAGAGGUGCUGCAGUAAAUCUAACCCUGGUAACCCCAGAGAAGGCCAUCAAACUAGCUGCUAAUGAUUUCUUUCGCCACAUGUUGAGCAAAGAUAGUGGCAAGCUGACGGUGGUCAAGGAGAUGUUGGCAGGAUGCUGUGCGGGAAUGUGUCAGGUCAUUGUCACCACGCCCAUGGAGAUGCUCAAGAUCCAGCUGCAGGAUGCAGGCAGGCUAGUGGCCCAGCAGAGAGUGAUGCCCACCGUUGUAACAACUCUGAAGAUGGGCGGGACCAAUGCUGUUCUUAGCCGUUCCUAUAACACCAGUCCCGGGCCUCAAGUCAUGCGAGUUUCUGCCAUACAGAUCACCAGAGAGCUGCUGAGGACCAAGGGUGUUACAGGACUGUACAGGGGUCUUGGGGCCACAUUGAUGAGGGACAUCCCAUUCUCUGUUGUGUACUUCCCUCUUUUUGCACAUGUGCACCAACUUGGCCAGCAUUUAUCUGAAGAGCCAUCUGUGCCUUUCUAUUGGUCCUUUAUGUCUGGCUGCUUGGCUGGAUCCAUUGCCGCUGUGGCUGUCAGUCCUUGUGAUGUGGUCAAGACAAGGCUCCAGUCACUCAAAAAAGGAGCUAAUGAAGAAACAUACAGUGGAGUGGUGGACUGCAUCGGGAAGAUCCUGAGAAAAGAGGGUCCCGGAGCUUUCCUCAAAGGAGCCAGUUGCCGGGCCCUGGUCAUAGCCCCACUCUUUGGCAUUGCACAGGUUGUGUACUUUGUAGGUGUUGGAGAGUUCUUGCUGGGGUACACUCCCUACAACAUCUGCUCUGCAUAAGAAAAAAAAAAAAAAAAAUCUGUUUCCAAGUUUUGCUGGUUCAUUAAAUUACAGCAUCUAUGCCCUGGGUGUAGCAAUGGAUCCAGCUCACUGUGUACCUUCUUUACCGUUGGAGGUUUUGCGUAAAAUGCUAAAGGACCAGAGAGAUACCAUCCAUUUUAAGAUGGUUUAAAAAUAUGCCUGAAGAUCUCUCUUUUUUUUAAGAGACUGAGAUUGAAGUUUACUUGUCUGUGUAUUUCAGUGGAUUUUAUUGAGAGUAAAGAAAACUUUCCUCACUUUUGCCUAGAACUCUUCUCCUGUGGCACCAGACUAUUCACUGUUUUCUUAGCUUCACUCCAUCAUCCGCCGUUCAGUGCAACACUAAUCUUAUCAUCCCUCUAACUGUCUCGGCACCUACUAGGUGAUGAUAUAAAUUUAAUGUUACAAAGAGACACAACUAUGUCAUAUUUUUUACUUCACUUGAUUAACUUAUAUCCUGUUUUAAGAGGAUACACAUAACAAUGAGGCAUAACCUCUUUCACAAGAGAAUUCCCAGAUUCUGUCUUUCAAAGAAGAUAGUUGUGAUGUGGAAAACUGAUUGCUCGAAAGGUCAUCUGCUCCCCCAGUCUCGCACCAUCUACACUGCUUUGUGAUUGAGAACACAACAAGUUAAUUUUUUGUUUUUAAGUGUGUACUGUGAAUCUCUUCUAUGGCAGCCUACACAACUCUAUUUGGUUUUUCAAAUGGAAGCUUGAACUCUAAAUAAAAAGCCCAACAAGGCCGUCUGCAGCUGACUUUAGAGAACCUCAUUUUUGUGGUAAAGGGAAUGUUUAAUGGUAAAGUUAUGAUGGAAAAUACUUUAUUGAUGAAUUCAUUAAGCAUUUGGGACCAAACCUGUAGAAAAAAAGGUGCUACAUGACCUACAUGUAGCCAUGUUCUCUUAGUCUGUUGUGGUUACCUAGUUGAUUUCUGGCUGUCAGAGAUACGUGAGCACACACAUAAUUAUCAUGUUAGGCAUUCAGAGGCUGUAAACAGUGCAAUGAUAAGCUGCUCUCUCUGUCUGCUGGACUUUUUCAUGGGUCAAAAUACUUUAAGCAAUUUUGCCAAUGUAAAUACACAUUAUUUAUUUAGUUUUCUUCAGUUUUCUGAAACUGUGCAAGUUCAAUCUAAAAUGACAGCAGUUUUAAAUUUGAAAGUGUUGAAAGUAUUUGACCCAGGUGAGAAAACAAUUGAUUUUUCAUGCUCAUUUGAGAACCAUGCAUGUAAAUGC